GUACAACUGGCUUUGGAACAGGAACAACGGGGGGUCUUUUUGGUCCCCAAUCUCAAACAACCAGUCUGUUUAACAAACCAUUUGGUCAAGCCACCACGACGCAGAACACGGGCUUUUCUUUUGGGAACACCACUUUAGGGCAACCAAACACCAACACAAUGGGUCUCUUUGGGGUAACUCAACCCUCACAACCUGGAGGCCUUUUUGGAACAACUACCAAUACAAACACUGGUACUGGAUUUGGAACUGGAACUGGUCUUUUUGGACAGGCUAACACGGGAUUUGGUGUUGGCGGUUCGACUCUGUUUGGUAACAAGCCUGCUGGAUUUGGAACCACCACGACCAGCGCUCCCUCCUUUGGAACAACCACUGGCAGCGGGAUCUUUGGUUUUGGUGCCAACACUGCUGGAAAUAGUUUGUUUGGAAAUAAGCCUGCAACUGGGACUCUGGGAACCGGGCUUGGAACAGGCUUUGGAACAGCUCUUGGAGCAGGACAGACUUCUUUGUUUGGAAAUACCCAACCUAAACUUGGUGGAUCUCUGGGAACAGGAGCAUUUGGAGCACCAGGAUUCAAUACAUCAACUGCUACUCUGGGCUUUGGAGCCCCUCAGCCUGCUGUAGCUCUGACAGACCCAAAUGCAUCGGCUGCCCAGCAAGCUGUCCUCCAGCAGCAUCUCAAUAGCUUGACUUACUCCCCCUUUGGAGAUUCUCCGCUCUUCAGAAACCCCAUGUCAGACCCAAAGAAGAAGGAAGAGAGGCUGAAACCGACCAACCCAGCAGCUCAGAAGGCCUUAACGACACCCACCCACUACAAACUGACUCCACGGCCAGCGACCAGAGUGCGACCAAAAGCUUUACAGUCAGCUGGUUCUGCUAAGUCUCAUCUCUUUGAUGGUCUUGAUGACGACGAGCCAUCCCUAUCCAACGGUGCUUUCAUGCCAAAGAAGAGUAUUAAAAAGUUGGUUUUGAAGAAUCUCAGCAGUAGCAAUCUGUUCUCACCUGUCAAUCGUGACAAUGAAGACCUGGCUUCUCCAUCAGAGUAUCCAGAGAAUGGAGAUCGGUUCUUUUUGUCGGUACCUCCCGAUGAAAACCACAGACAAGAUGGUGAGCGAGAGGAGGAGGAAGAUCAUCAUGAAGUGACUAGGUUUUACACUAACCCCAUUGCCAAGCCCAUCCCACAGACCCCAGAGAACGCUGUCCACAAACACCAGAACAAUGUGGAUGAUACCAUCGUGGCUCUGAAUAUGCGGGCAGCCUUGCGGAACGGGCUGGAAGGCAGCAGUGAAGAUGCUUCAUUUCAUGAUGAUUCCCUUCAGGAUGAACGUGAAGAGGAGCCUGAAACCGUGCAUCAUCUGCACCCUGCAGGAAUUGUUCUCAUGAGAGCUGGCUAUUACACCAUCCCGUCCAUGGAGGAGCUGGCUAGACUCACCAAUGACAGAAAUGAAUGUAUCGUGACAGACUUCACCAUAGGCCGCAGAGGCUAUGGAUCAAUUUACUUUGAAGGAGAAGUAAAUCUAACUAACUUAAAUCUGGAUGACAUUGUACAUAUCCGUAGAAAAGAAGUGAUUGUUUACCCCGACGAUGAGAGAAAGCCACCUAUUGGUGAAGGGUUAAAUAGACGAGCCGAAGUUACCUUAGAUGGAGUCUGGCCUACUGAUAAAACAUCUCGUUGCCUGAUAAAGAGCCCUGAGCGACUGGCAGAGAUGAAUUACGAAGGGAGACUGGAGUCUGUGUCGCGGAAGCAGGGCGCUCGAUUCAAGGAAUAUCGCCCAGAGACCGGAUCCUGGGUGUUUAAGGUGGCACACUUUUCCAAGUACGGCUUACAAGAUUCUGAUGAGGAAGAGGAAGAGCAUCCUUCAAAAGUGGACACAAAGAAGUUAAAAACUACACCCGUGCCCCCCCCAGGGCAUCUGCUGCCCCAGCAAAUGACCCUAAACGGCAAACCAACACCUCCAGCUCAGACCCCAGAAGCGGAGCAGUUGGGCAGGGUUGUGGAACUGGACAGUGAUAUGGCAGACAUCACCCAGGAGCUUCCCCAGGAGUCUGUUGUAGAAGAUCACAUGCUAGAAGAGCAGGAGGCACUGCCAGCUUCCACGCACAUCGCCUCAACCCUGGGGAUUAACCCCCACGUCUUGCAGAUCAUGAAAGCUUCCUUGCUUGCUGAUGAAGAUGACCUAGAUUUGAUCCUGGAUCCUUAUCCUGGGAAGCAACCUGUAAAAAUGGAUACGUCUCAAGAGAUCUGUUCUCCAAGGCUCCCUAUUUCCAAAUCACAAGGACAGAAGAGAUAUUCAGUUGGUGGGCUGCUGCAAUCCAAAUUUGCUAAUGUCAUUUUCCAACAACCCAGUGCUGCUCCACAGGAUUUCAAGGGACCAAGGACUCUGAGCAGCCCCCCUUCUGCCGCCCUUUGGUCGGCGACGUCUCCGUUAGCGUCUGCGUUCUCUGUCCCUCCGUCUGUCCCCGAGGUACAGAUGAAAACAGUUGGUGUCCGCAGGCAGCCAGGGCUUGUCCCUCUGGAAAAGUCCAUCACCUAUGGGAAGGGGAAGCUGCUGAUGGAUAUGGCACUCUUCAUGGGCCGCUCAUUUCGUGUUGGUUGGGGACCCAACUGGACACUUGUCAAUUGUGGAGAUCAGUUGAGUGGAUCAAGUGAAAUAGACGAUCUUCAGUGUGAGCCUGUGGAAUAUGGAUUCCUGCCAACCCCUGUUGCUCCAAAAUCACUCUCAGAAUCCUCUUUCAAGGUUCAUGUGGAAAAACUGAACUUAAAACAACGAAAGAUGGACAGAGACAAGGAGCUGUACCUCAUCCCUCUGGAGAUCAAGCUGAAACACAGCACUGUCCACAUGGAUGAGCACUGUCCUCUCCUCCUGCCCAACCCAGGAGUUUCUGCUAUCCAUGACUAUGCUGACUGGGUUAGGAAGGCAUCUGAGGAUCCUGCUGUGACAGAAACUGUUGUGAAGCACUGGUGCUUGACGUGGACUUUAUGUGAAGCGAUUUGGGGGAACCUGAAGGAGUUAGAGGCCAGCUUGGAGGAGCCCAGUGAGUACAUCCUGGCCCUGGAGCGCAGGAAGGCCUUCUCUCGCUGGCUGUCGGAGACGGCUGCGGGGCGCAUUGAGGAGGAAGUCUCUUUGGCGCGGCAUGGUAAUCACGUCGAGGCUGUGUUCAGCUGCCUUACUGGGAAGAGAAUUGGUGAAGCCUGCAGGCUGGCCCAGCAGUCAGGUGACCACAGGCUCGCUCUGCUCCUCUCCCAGCUGGCAGGUAGCCAGCCCGUUCGGGAUCUCCUCACCCUGCAGCUGGUGGACUGGCACAGGCUGCAGGCAGACAGCUUCAUCCAGGAAGAGAGACUGCGCAUCUUUGCCCUGCUUGCAGGGAAGCCUGUGUGGCAGUUGUCAGAGAGAGUGAGUGUCAACGUGUGCUCGCUGCUGGACUGGAAGCGUUGCGUGGCUGUCCACCUCUGGUACCUGCUUCCUCCCACAGCGUCUAUUUCCAAGGCACUCGCCAUGUACGAGUCAGCAUUUCAGAACACAGUGGAGUGUGAAAAAUACGCCUGCUGUCCUCUGCCUCCUUACCUAGAAGAUUCUGGCUGUGUAGUUGAAGAGGACGAUAAUGCAGGAAGACCUCUGAGAGACGUGUGUUUCCAUCUGUUAAAACUCUACAGUGACAGGCACUAUGAUCUUGACCAGCUCCUUGAUCCCAGGAGUGUAACAUCUGACCCUCUGGAUUACCGUCUCAGCUGGCACCUGUGGGAAGUGCUCAGAGCCCUGAAUUACACCCAUCUCUUCAAGCAGAGCCAGGGAGUGCUGAAUGCCAGCUACGCUGCCCAGCUGGAGAGCGAAGGUCUCUGGGAAUGGGCUGUUUUCAUACUGCUGCAUGAACCUGAUACUCA
Molecule: messenger RNA, 3880 nt
Organism: Antrostomus carolinensis (chuck-will's-widow)
Lineage: Eukaryota; Metazoa; Chordata; Aves; Caprimulgiformes; Caprimulgidae
Gene: NUP98
Product: nucleoporin 98 and 96 precursor
Exons: 22
Biological process (GO): protein import into nucleus; RNA export from nucleus; post-transcriptional tethering of RNA polymerase II gene DNA at nuclear periphery
Cellular component (GO): nuclear pore; nuclear pore cytoplasmic filaments
Molecular function (GO): structural constituent of nuclear pore; RNA binding
Source: RefSeq, a predicted model, not a curated record